AUGGCUUUUGAAAAUGCUGCUAAAAAUGGAUAUCUUGAAAUAUUAAAAUAUUUACGUGAAUUAGGAUAUAAAUGUUCAGAUUAUUAUUUUAAUAUAGCUUUUGAAAAUGCUGCUAAAAAUAGAGAUUUUGAAAUAUUAAAAUACUUCGGAAAUCUUGAAGUAAUUAAAUACUUGUAUGAAUUAGGGUAUAAAGGUACAGAAAAUACAUUUGAUUCUGCUAUUGAAAGCGGAAAUCUUGAAGUAAUUAAAUAUUUUCAUGAAUUGAGGUAUAAUGGUACGGAGUAUGCAUUUAAUUGUGCUUUUGAAAAAGCUGCAGAAAAUGGAAAUCUUGAAAUGUUAAAAUAUUUACAUGAAUUAGGGUAUAAAGGUGCAGAAUGGUAUUAUUAUGAAGAAUUAGCAAUUAAUUAUGCUACUGAAAAUUAUGACUUUGAAUUAGAGCAACAAUUAUAUAAAUUUAAGUAUAAAUAUGAAAAAUGUGCAAUUAGUUCUGCUACUAUAAACGGGUAUGAAUGUUAUGAUUGGACAAUUGAUUGUGUUGCUAAAAAUGGUCACCUUGAAAUAUUAAAAUAUUUACAUGAAUUAGGAUAUAAAGGUACAGAAGAUGCAAUAGAUAAAGCUGCUCGAAAUGGGUAUAAAUGUGACAAAUGGACAAUUUAUAUUGCAAAAGAAAAUGGUCACCUUGAAGUAAUUAAAUAUUUACAUGAAUUAGGGCAUAAAUAA
Molecule: messenger RNA, 720 nt
Organism: Hydra vulgaris (swiftwater hydra)
Lineage: Eukaryota; Metazoa; Cnidaria; Hydrozoa; Anthoathecata; Hydridae
Source: RefSeq, a predicted model, not a curated record